This is a messenger RNA of Salvelinus sp. IW2-2015, 1284 nucleotides long. Its product is annotated as neurofilament medium polypeptide. NCBI's taxonomy places the organism in Eukaryota, Metazoa, Chordata, Actinopteri, Salmoniformes, Salmonidae. The record is from RefSeq and is a predicted model, not a curated record.
GAACACUUGCCUGACUUCAGUCGAUGUCCAAUGAAUGAACGGGGUGUUGCAGAGUAGAGAGAGCACAGUAGCAUACCCUAAUAAAUCGAAGCACAACUUUAUCUCGAGCAAGACGAGUGCCAUCAUUCUCCCUGUCUCACGUCUCCUGUGUGCGUGAGUCUCUCUCCAGGGAACAAGGUAUCCAAAAUGACUAAGCGCAAAUCAAAGACUGCCGCCAACUUCAAGCCAGAGCGCGAGGACAACUCUUUCUUAAUAGAAUCCCAUCCAGUGUCCGAGUCGCGAGGAAGAGUAAAUCAAGUUGCGCUGCCAUGCAUGUUGUUCCUUAUGGUCGCGAUUGGAGGGGCAUCCGCGGGCUGGUUUUGCCUGCAACAGCAACAAUCCAUUGAUCAGCUAUCAGAAACGUUCAGGGCCAUGCAAAUAAGAAUCACCAAGUUUCAGCAACAGAUGGGGAUGAGAGAUGCACAGAUGAGCUCAGGAGGUCUGAUCGAGGAGAGGAUACUGGCUUUGGAGGCAGCUCAGAAACAGGCCCAGCAGAAGGCGGAGGUUACCCUGGCAGCAUCAGAGCAGUUGAAGAGCAUCGACCUCAAAUCCCAGUUGUGGGCACUCCACAACGAGAUGAACACCAGGCUGGCUGAGUUCCAGCAGGUAGCCAUCUCCUCCGCAGCCCUGCAGGCCAUGAUGAAGAACAAGAGCGACGACUUCGAUUCGGUCAAGGAGAGCGUGGCGGCCGUUUCGAGCUCCAACUCUGCGUUAGCAGUGGGCUUGGCGCGGAUGACCAGCACAGUGGACAAUGUCAAAUCCAGGCUGGACGGGCAGGUGUCUACGGUGGACGGCUUGACGUCACAGCUGGAGGGACAGGUCACUGAGCAGAGGGAACUGAGAGAGUUUCUGAGUCUUCACAGGGUAGAGCUUCAUAACAACCACCAGGAAGUGGGUGAAAUCAAGGAGUUGCUGGAGGAAUGGCAGGCCAAGAACGCCCAGGCUCUGGAGCAGCAGCUGCAGUUAGUGACCAGGACCCUGAAUGAGCAGCACAUCAGCUCCCAGAGCCUGCACUCCCACCUCAAGAAGCAGCCGGAGGCUGUUCACAGCCAGCUGGUGAAUGGUGGUCCACUCAGCCAAGAGGAAGUAGACUCCGAGGCGGCAGAGGCCUCAGAAAUGGCGGAACGGGAGCAUGAGGUAACAGAGGAAGAACCUGCUGAGGAGGAGGUAGAGGAGGACGUUACUGAGGAGGCAGUGGAACAGGAAGCUGAAGAGGAGGACGGUUGCUGAGGGGGAGUGGAACAG